AUGUUUGUUCAUGGUAUAAAACCUGGUUCUAGCGAGGAAGAAGAAGAAGAAGAUGUUAUGGAUAUUCUUCAGAAAAGGCGAGAAGAAUGCGAACGGAAAGCUCGACGGGGGGAAAUGGACCCUCGGCUGGAGUUCACUUUCCAGCUACUUAUCGACGGCACUGGAUUACCGAGACAUGCUAUAAUGGAUCACGUAUUCGAGGGGAAUAUGUUAGAUGACAUCAAUCAGUUAUUUCUGCCGCAUAUGAGAAAUAAAUUAUUAUGGUAUUAUCAAGAUGUGGAGGAAGUAGAAGCCCGACCCCAGCCUGAAAACACAAAGCCAAGACAGCAAGGGCAAGGAAAACAGCCGCCUCCACAAAUAACAUUGAAGAAGAAGCUUUUUCUUUCCGAUGGUUGGGAUGUUAAAUUUACAGGUGUUUGUAUUUAUAUGUUCAGGAUUAAUGUAAGCAAGCAGUUACCAGAGGAAGGAUUUCAUAAAGAUCUUUUUUGUGGGAUUUUGAAUGCCGAACAAGUUGGUCUCGUAACUGCUAUAGAACGUGUGAUGGAGCACGUGUAUAUGAACGCAUUAGCCCACCCAAGCACAGACGUGUGUGAAGAUGUUUGUAACCAAGUAAAUCUUUUCGAUGAUGGACAAGCGUUAAUGGCGAAUUUGCAAGACCACACGGAGCUUAAGGAAAUGACUAAAAAUCUUAAUACAAUCACAAUGUUAGAGGAUCGUGUCACUGAAUGGAUUAAGAAAAUCAUGGAGAUUCUCAGUGAAAGCGAGCAGUUGAGACGUGAAGUUGAUUCAAGUGGCCCUCAAGACGAACUGGAGUAUUGGAAGAAAAGAGGAGCGCAGUUUUCCCAGCUUGUUUCAUACUUACAAGACCAUGAAGUUCAACUAACCCUGACAUGCCUCCAAUUAGCUAAUUCCAAAGUGAUAAAACUCUGGCGAGACACCGAUCACAAAAUUACUUUUUGUUAUAACGAAGCUAAAGACAACGCGAAGUUUGUGCAAGCCAUGGAAAAAUGUUGUCACACUCUCUACUUGGACGAUCCUGUAAACAUCAAAGAUUCCAUACUAAGCUUAUUACAAACCGUUAGAUUGAUUCAUAGUGUAUCACAAUUCUAUAAUACGUCAGAGAGAAUAUCAUCUCUUAUGGUUAAGAUAACGAAUCAAAUGAUAGAAACAUGUAAGCAGUAUAUAACAUGCCGUUUCAAAGAUACUAUAUGGUCUCAAGAUCGUGACCUCGUAAGGAACAAACUAAUGCACUGCAUCAAUUUGAACAAAACAUAUAGAGAUACAUAUAUAUUUGUCAAGAAUCAGCCGUUUUUGCCGAAUACGGAGCAAUUUAGUUUCUCUGAGAAUUAUGUAUUUGGAAAGUUCGAUACAUUUUGUAAACGGUUGAAUAAAAUAAUUACGAUGUUUGAUUUGAUGGAUGACUAUAAUCACCUGUUUGAGAAACGUAUGGAAGGGCUUUUAUUGGGAGAAGAUCUUGAAGAAGCUAUGCACGCAUUUGAAGAGGCAAAGAAAGCAGUGACAACGUGCCAAUAUGACUACCUUGACUAUCGCAACGAUGACUUCGAUAAAGAUUAUCAGGCAUUCCAAGACAAAACUAAUGCAUUACGUGAGUCGAUCGGAAGCACAAUAGAAAUUAAUUUCUCUAGUGUAUGGGAAACCCCUCAAGGAAUUAAAUUUUUAACAAGAUUUGAAAAGGUCAGCCAGAAGAUUCAGAUAAUAAAACUAAAUGAAAAAUAUGGUAGAGUAUUAAAGUACAGCGAAAAGGAGGUAGAUAAAAUAAUGAAAAUGUUUAAAAGGCAAAAAGAGGAUCCACCACUGCCCAGAAAUUAUUCACCCGUUGCUGGUCGAAUAAAAUGGGCGAGAUGUUUGAUGUAUAAUAUGACUGAGACCGUGGAGAGCGUUUGUGCACAUCCAGUUUUACGUGCUUUACCUGCUGCUGCCGACAUGCUGCGGAAAUAUCAGGCAACGAAAAGCCUCAUUCACAAUUAUGAGACAACUAUGAGUGCUGUAUGGAUGAAUCAAAAUGUGUGGGAUGUUGACGACAGCCUUAAUAAUACAUUACUUAAAAUCGACGACACUGGUCAAAUAGGUGUGAAUCUUGAUCAUACCAUAAAAUUGCUAAUUAGGGAAUCGGACUGUCUCGUUAAGAUGGGCAUAGACCUCCCAAUCGUAUGUCAUUCUCUAUACUCGAAGAAGAAUUACUUUACACUCGUCAAUGAUUCUUUACAGUUUCUAUUAGAAGACUAUUUACGAUGCGUACGCCAAGUAAAACUAGAAGUUCGCCCACUUUUGCUCCCACAAGUGGUUCGUCUUUCCUCUCUUCUCCUCCCAGGACUGCGUUCAGUUACGUGGACAAGCGAGGAUUGGAAGGAGUUUGUGGAUAGAGCUAAUGCUGCUAUUAAUAGCUUUGAUGUACUUGUAACUAGAGUUCAUGAUAUUUAUACGAAUAGAAUUAUUUACGUACUAUCCGGAAUGCAGGAAGUUACGUUGAUAACUUUACCAGAAGAAACUCCGUGGGCUGUAGAUGAAUUUAUUGAAUAUGUCGAGACAAAAUGUCGGAAUGCGUGUGUGGAAUUAAAUAGAAAAAGUCUUAUGGUAGAAGAGGCGGUCGAGGAGGUUUUAGAUCUGGUUAAGAAAGCAGCUCAACAAAUCAAGCCGGCUGAAAUAAAUCCUGAUUUUGAAUUUUUGAUUGCCGAAGAUGAUGUUCAUGGUAGCGCUACAGUAUCAACACUAAACGAAUCAACAAGCAGCGGACAACAAGAUUGGUCUGCAGUUUGGGAAUGCUUUGAAAGUCCACAUAGAUUAUUGUCCAUACCCGCAGGUGGACUGUCCAAAAGUAUGCAAGAAAUGGUGAAAAAUGCUGUGAGUGAAAUGCGUCGUUACUACAGUAGAAAAGUUAUUGAUGUCCUGAUUAAAGUAACGAGAAGAGCCUUAGACCUCAUCAUUAAACAGAUUUCGCAAGACUUCGAAGCCACUGGUUACGCCAAGAAACCAAUUUUCUUGCUACACGCUGCUCUAGUUAUACCAAAUGUUUUGGUCAAACCGACUCUAGAAGAAAUUCAAGAGGUCUUAGUAUUGGCCGGAAAACACAUAUCUGGAUUAUCAAAAGGGGUCGCACAGUGGACCGGUGACAAAUCAACAAGGGUAAAAUAUUUCGUAAAGUAUACUAACACUGUCAAAGAUUUUUUUAAGCUCGUGGCGCCAAUGAAUGUCGCCAAAUCUAUGAAAAUGAUAGAAGCAGCCAAAAUGAGGAAGAAGAAAUAUUACCGAUUGGAGUCGGAAGAGAAGCCAAUGUUUCCAUUUCAACAGAAAAGCUUCUAUAGCCAUGUUAUGGAGAACAAAGAAAUCAUAAAGACGUUGACUUUGCUGUCUCUAUGUACACAAAAUAUUAAAACGGAGCUAAAUACAUUAGUAAAACGUUGGCGGCCCUAUCAUUACCUAUGGAAAUGUGAGAAAACCUUACGUCAGCUUUUGUCCUGGAAUUUAAAUGAUUUUGAACUUGCUCUGAAAAGACACAGUGAACUCGAACUGAAAUUAUCUACGGAGCCGGACAUUCUAGUUAUCGGAAAUUGUCUAGCAGUUUCUACAGAAAAACUAAAGCUGGGACUAAUGACUGAAUUAAAAAAUGGUACUCACCGAAUAAGUCAAGCUAUGCGUAAAAAGUACAAACGUGAAAUGGAUUAUGUAUAUGCUAUAAUGAAUGAUUUAGAACGUAAAUUGGAAAGGCCUAUACGGGAUCUGGAUGACGUCAGAACUGUGAUGGAAACGCUAAAGAAGAUAAGAGAACAAGAAGUUGAUAUGGAGCUAAAGAUCGAUCCUGUAGAGGAAGCAUUCAACGUGAUUACUCGAUAUGAAUUGUCAGUAAGUAAAGAAGAUAUGGAGCAAGUGGAUAAUUUAAGAUAUUCGUGGCAACAACUUCAAGCCACAGCGCUGGCGUCACACGUUCAGCUUUUAAAAAUGCAGCCACAAUUCGAAGAGGACUUAAAAAAUAACUUGGAAAGGUUUAGAGAUGACAAUUCAGAUUAUUGUCACGAGUAUAGACAUGCAGGUCCUAUGCAGUCAGGUCUGACUCCACGAGAAGCUUCCGAUCGUUUGAUAUUAUUUCAGAAUAGAUUCGAUGGAAUGUGGCGAAAAUUACAAACAUAUCAAAAUGGUGAAGAAUUAUUUGGACUUCCUCACACAGAGUAUCCUGAACUUGCUCAAAUAAGAAAAGAACUUAAUCUUCUCCAAAAAUUGUACAAACUGUACAAUGACGUGAUUGACAGAGUUAGUAGUUACUACGAUAUACCAUGGGGAGAAGUGAAUAUAGAAGAAAUCAAUAACGAACUUAUGGAGUUCCAAAAUCGAUGCCGAAAGCUACCAAAAGGUCUUAAAGAAUGGCCUGCUUUCUACGCUCUGAAGAAAACUAUAGACGACUUCAAUGAUAUGUGUCCUCUUCUUGAAUUAAUGGCCAAUAAAGCUAUGAAGCCUCGUCACUGGCAACGGAUAAUGGAAGUAACUAAAUACAUUUUUGAACUUGAUAACGAAGACUUUUGCUUAAAGAAUAUAUUGGAGGCUCCAUUAUUGCCCAAUAAAGAAGAUAUUGAGGAUAUUUGUAUAUCAGCAAUGAAAGAAAAGGAUAUCGAGGCAAAACUAAGGCAGGUGACUAAUGAGUGGUCGGUCCACGAACUGACAUUCCAAACCUUUAAUAAUCGAGGAGAGCUUUUACUUAGAGGGGACACCACCGCAGAGACUAUCGGUCAGCUUGAAGAUAGUCUUAUGAUAUUAGGUUCCUUAUUGUCCAAUCGUUACAAUGCACCAUUUAGAAAACAAAUACAACAGUGGUUGUAUGAUUUACAAAGUACAAAUGAAAUACUAGAACGGUGGCUAUUAGUACAAAAUAUGUGGGUGUAUUUGGAAGCUGUAUUUGUGGGUGGUGAUAUAGCAAAACAGUUGCCAAAGGAAGCAAAACGCUUCUCGAAAAUUGAUAAAUCUUGGCAAAAGAUUAUGCAAAGGGCGCAUGAAACACCUGGCGUGGUGUCUUGCUGUGUCGGCGAUGACUUACUUAGACAAUUAUUGCCACAUCUGCAAGAACAAUUGGAGCUUUGUCAGAAGAGUCUAAGUGGUUAUUUGGAGAAAAAACGUACAAUGUUUCCAAGAUUCUUCUUCGUAUCAGAUCCGGCGUUACUUGAAAUUCUUGGACAAGCAUCGGACUCUCAUACUAUACAAAAUCAUCUAUUAUCUAUAUUUGAUAAUAUUCGAUAUGUAAAAUUCCACGACAUAGAAUACAACAAGAUGAUAUCGAUAGUAUCAUCAGAAGGAGAAGAAAUCAAGCUUGAACGGCCGGUUCGUGCUGAAGGCUCUGUUGAAACGUGGCUCACGUCUUUGCUGCAAUCUGCUCAAAGCAGCUUGCAUUCUAUCAUAAGAAACGCCGUUUCUCUCAUAAACGAUCCUGUAUUUAAUCUUCUAUUAUUUCUGGACAAAAUGCCUGCGCAGGUUGGCCUUCUUGGUAUUCAAAUAAUUUGGACAAGAGACGCAGAAUUGGCCUUAAUGCAGGCCCGACAAGAUAAAAAAAUCAUGUUAGAGACAAAUAACAAAUUUCUCGAGUUACUCAAUACACUUAUUGAUCAAACUACUCGGGAUCUUUCUAAAAUUGAACGUAUUAAAUUCGAGACAUUAAUUACCAUUCAUGUGCAUCAAAGAGAUAUUUUCGAUAUGCUGUGUCGACUCAACGUUCGUUCAGCAAAUGAUUUUGAAUGGUUAAAACAGUGUCGGUUUUACUUCAAAGAGGACGUGGACAAAACUUGGAUAUCUGUGACUGACGUUACAUUCACUUAUCAAAAUGAAUACUUGGGUUGUACUGAACGUCUUGUUAUAACGCCUUUAACAGACAGAUGCUAUAUAACUCUAGCUCAGGCUUUAGCCAUGAGCAUGGGUGGGGCUCCAUGCGGGCCAGCGGGAACAGGCAAAACAGAAACAGUGAAGGAUAUGGGAAAAACACUCGCUAAAUACGUCGUAGUUUUUAACUGUUCCGACCAAAUGGACUACCGGGGUCUUGGUCGAAUAUACAAAGGCCUCGCUCAAUCUGGAUCUUGGGGCUGUUUCGACGAAUUUAAUCGGAUAGAACUACCAGUACUGUCCGUGGCUGCACAGCAAGUAGCCGUAGUUCUUGCUGCUAAAAAGGAAAAGAAGAAAACGUUUCUAUUCACAGACGGUGAUAUGUCAGACAUGUGCCCAGAAUUUGGCAUCUUCAUUACGAUGAAUCCUGGAUAUGCUGGUCGAAAGGAAUUACCAGAAAAUUUAAAAAUACAGUUUCGAACUGUAGCUAUGAUGGUACCCGAUCGACAGAUUAUUAUCCGUGUCAAACUUGCUUCAUGUGGUUUCUUAGAAAAUAUUACACUGGCAAGAAAGUUCUAUACCCUUUACAAGUUAUGUGAAGAACAACUGACCAAGCAGGUACACUAUGACUUCGGGCUACGGAAUAUUCUGUCCGUAUUGAGGACAUUAGGAGCUGUUAAGAGAGUAAACGCAAAGGAUAAUGAAAGCACCAUUGUUAUGAGGGUACUUCGAGAUAUGAAUUUAUCAAAACUCAUAGAUGAAGAUGAACCUCUUUUUAUUUCUCUUGUUGCGGAUUUAUUCCCAAAUCAAGUAAUUGAGAAAACAACAUACCCUGAUCUCGAAGAAGCUAUAAGAAAACUGGUUGAUGCUAAUGGUUUAGUGUAUCAUCCACCGUGGGUGUUAAAAAUUGUUCAGCUAUAUGAAACGCAGCGGGUACGCCAUGGUAUAAUGGUAUUAGGUCCACCAGGUGCUGGGAAAACUACUUGCAUACAUACAGUAAUGAGUGCGUUAUCGGAAACCGAAGACCCGCAUAGGGAAAUGAGGAUGAAUCCAAAAGCAAUCACUGCAUCACAAAUGUUUGGACGCUUGGACGUCGCCACCAAUGACUGGACCGACGGGAUUUUCUCAGCUUUGUGGCGCAAAACAUUAAAAAUUAAAACUGGUGAACACAUUUGGCUGGUUCUGGAUGGGCCAGUUGACAGUAUAUGGAUCGAAAACUUAAAUUCGGUUCUUGAUGAUAACAAAACUUUAACUCUUGCAAACGGAGAUCGUUUAACCAUGUCUCCAACUUCAAAAAUAAUAUUUGAACCCGAAAACAUCGACAAUGCAUCUCCUGCAACUGUUUCUCGAAAUGGCAUGGUAUAUAUGAGCUCAUCUGGCUUAGAUUGGGAACCAGUACUAAACGCCUGGCUUAAAACAAGAUCAGUCCGAGAGGAUGAAGUACUUAGUACAUUGUUUGAACAAACUUUUCCAAAUACAUAUACGUGGUGUACCCAAAAUCUUAGUUUCAGUAUGCGGGUUCUACAAAGUAAUAUAAUAUCCCAAAUGCUUAACCUAUUGGAAGGUCUGGUUCCUCCACAAAUAGUAGAAACCGAAGAACCAUCCGCUAGCAAAUCAGUGAAUGGUGAUAUGGAAGAUGACGAAGAAAAAGAAAAAGGCGAAGAAAUACAGCUUUACACACCUGAACACUUGCAUAAAAUUUAUGUAUUUUCCUUAGUUUGGGGGUUUGGUUCGCUUCUAGAAACAGGCGACAGAAUUAAAUAUGAUAAAUAUAUUAAAGAAACUUAUAGAGAAAUACUUGAUAUUCCGAAACAUCCUCAUAACAAACCAAGUAUGUUAUUCGACUUUUACGUUAAACAACAUGGAAAGUGGGAGUUAUGGGAAGAUUUAAUGACAAAUUAUCAAUAUCCUGAUACGGCCACUCCAGAUUAUGCGAACAUUCUUAUUCCUAUAGUUGAUAAUGUUCGGAUUAAUUAUCUUAUUCAUUGCAUUGCUAAACAAGGAAAAGCAGUUUUAUUACUUGGCGAACAGGGAUCUGCUAAAACGGUUAUGAUGAAAGCUUAUAUGAAAAACGCUAAUCCAGAUCAAUUUAUGGGACGCUCAUUUAAUUUUUCAUCGGCUACAAGUCCUUACCAAUUUCAAAAAACAAUAGAAAGUUACGUAGAAAAACGAAGUGGUAUGACGUUUGGUCCACCGGGGGGCAAGAAAAUGUUAGUAUUCAUAGAUGAUAUAAAUCUACCUCAAAUUAACGAAUGGGGUGAUCAGAUUACUAAUGAAAUAGUGCGCCAAACUAUGAGCAUGGGUGGAUUUUACAGUUUAGAGAAACCAGGAGAUUUUACAACUAUUGUGGAUAUUCAGUUUUUAGGUGCCAUGGGCCAACCUGGUGGUGGAAGAAAUGACAUUCCAGCGAGGUUGAAAAGACGUUUCUCUAUUUUUAAUUGCCCUUUGCCAAACAAUGAUUCGAUAGACAAAAUAUUUAAAGUUAUUGGAGAAGGACAUUACAACGCUAAGCGAGGUUUUACUGCAGAAGUUCGAUCGCUCAUUAAGAAAAUAAUUCCUUUGACACGUGAACUUUGGACACGAACCAGAAUAAAUUUACUACCAACACCAGCUAAAUUUCAUUACGUCUUUUCUUUGAGAGACCUAUCACGAGUAUGGCAAGGUAUGGUUGGUACUUUGCCUACUGUUAUAGAAUCUGAAAAAUGCUUAAUGCUUCUAUGGAAACAUGAAUGUUCCCGAGUAUUCUCUGAUAGAUUUACACAUCAGUCCGAUAAAGAUUGGUUUAACAAAGCUUUAUAUAAUAUUGCUGAAGAAAUUCUGGGUGCAGAAUAUAAAAAAAUGAUGGAAAAAGACCCUGUUUUCGUAGACUUUAUGAGAGAUGCACCGGAACCAACGGGUGAAGAAGGCGAAGAUGCUGAUAUGGAGUUACCAAAAGUAUAUGAGCCUGUCUUUGAUUAUAGCGAACUACGAGAUCGAUUAGAAAUGUUUUUAUCACAAUUUAAUGAAAUGGUUCGAGGAUCCGGAAUGGAUCUAGUAUUUUUCCCAGAUGCUAUGUUGCAUUUGGUAAAAAUUUCACGUGUGAUCAGACACCCUCGAGGAAAUGUUAUGCUCGUAGGAGUAGGUGGGUCAGGAAAACAGUCGCUAACAAAGUUAUCUACUUUUAUAGCCGGAUAUCGUUCCUUCCAGAUAGCGCUCACUAGGUCUUAUAAUGUGGGUAACUUUUUGGAAGACUUAAAACUUUUAUAUCGGUCAUGUGGAGUGCAAGGUAAAGGUACGACAUUUAUAUUUACUGACCUAGACAUAAAAGAAGAAGGAUUUUUAGAAUACUUAAAUAAUAUUUUAAGUUCUGGUGUUAUAUCAAAUUUGUUUACAAAAGAUGAACAACAAGAAAUUAUAUCUGAACUAACACCUAUUAUGAAAAGGGAAAACCAAAAACGUACGCUUACAAACGAACUAGUAAUGGAAUAUUUUUUAAACAGGACCUGUCAAAAUUUACAUGUAGUUUUGUGCUUUUCGCCGGUAAGUGAAGCAUUUCGUUAUAGAGCUAUGAGAUUUCCGGCUUUAAUAUCAGGUUGUACAAUAGACUGGUUCCAACCAUGGCCGAAGGAUGCCUUAGUAUCUGUCGCAGAUCAUUUCCUAGCAGACUUUGAAAUAGAAUGUAGCAAAGAAGUUAAAAAAGAAUUAGUAACAGUACUUGGAACCAUACAAGAUGUUGUUUCCACAGUUUCAACAGAGUACUUUCAAAGGUUCAGGCGAUCUUCACAUGUAACCCCAAAGUCAUAUCUAAGUUUUAUUGGGGGAUAUAAAACAAUUUACCAAAUGAAACAAAAAGAACUAGGAGAUGGAGCUUUAAGAAUGGAUACAGGUUUGGAGAAAUUACGAGAGGCAUCAAUAUCUGUAGAAGUAUUAAAAAAAGAUUUAGCUGUAAUGGAACAAGAUCUAGCUUUAGCUUCAGAAAAAGCAGACCGUGUGCUAUCUGAAGUAACGGAAAGAGCCAUGCAGGCUGAGAUAGUAAAAAACCAAGUACAAGUUGUUAAAGAGAAAGCUGAAGCAUUGGUUGCAUUUAUCGCAGAGGAAAAAGAAAAAGCUGAACGUAAACUUGAAGCAGCUAAACCUGCCCUAGAAGAAGCUGAGGCUGCUUUAAAUACUAUAAAACCGGCACACAUUGCUACUGUGAGAAAAUUGGGAAGACCUCCACAUCUCAUUAUGAGAAUUAUGGACUGCGUUUUGAUUUUAUUUCAGAGGAGAUUACAUCCAAUCAUACCAGAUACAGCAGCACCGUGCCCUAAACCAUCUUGGGCUGAGUCUUUAAAGAUGAUGGCGAGCACAACAUUUUUACUUCAAUUACAAAAUUAUCCGAAAGACAUAAUCAACAAUGAAAUGGUAGAGCAUCUCUUACCAUACUUUGAAAUGGAAGAUUACAAUAUGGAUACAGCAAAACGUGUCUGUGGUGAUGUUGCUGGUUUGUUAUCGUGGACCAAAGCAAUGGCAUUUUUUCAUAGCGUAAAUAAGGAAGUUUUGCCUUUAAAAGCAAGUCUUAUGUUACAAGAAGCCAGACUUAAGGUUGCUAUGGAAGAUUUAUCAUCUGCUGAACGACAACUUGAAGAACGUGAAAUGUCCUUAAGAAAAGUAAAAGAACAGUACGAGGCUGCUGUGUCAGAAAAACAGCAGUUAACUGACGCUGCGAAUGUUUGUCUACGUAAAAUGACAGCAGCAACACAGCUCAUAAAUGGCUUAGGUGGAGAGAAAAUAAGAUGGACACAACAAAGCAAGGACUUUAAAGAACAGCUGGGUCGGUUAGUGGGAGAUGUAGUACUAGCUACGGGUUUCCUAUCCUAUUGUGGCCCAUACAAUCAAGAAUUUAGAAACAGUCUAUUUAAUACUUGGAUGGGAAUAUUGAAAAGCAAACAAAUACCCGUUACGGAUAACUUGAACAUUACUAACAUGUUGGUUGAAAGUGCCACAAUAUCUGAAUGGACGUUACAAGGUUUACCUAAUGAUGAAUUAUCGGUACAAAAUGCUCUUAUAGUCACAAAAUCAAGCUCUUACCCUCUCUUAGUAGACCCACAGAGCCAAGGAAAAAACUGGAUAAAAAAUAAAGAAAGCUCUAAUGAAUUGCAAAUAACUUCAUUAAAUCACAAGUAUUUCCGUACGCACCUUGAAGAUAGUUUAUCAUUAGGUCGUCCACUUCUAAUUGAAGACGUAGGAGUGGAAUUAGACCCUGUAAUAGAUAACGUUUUAGAGAAGAAUUUUAUCAAGUCAGGUUCAAUUGAAAAAGUAAUUGUAGGUGAUAAAGAAUGUGAUGUAAUGCCGGGUUUUAUGCUUUAUAUUACCACAAAACUACCCAAUCCACCUUACUCACCAGAAAUAAGUGCUAAAACCUCAAUAAUUGAUUUUACCGUAACAAUGCAAGGUCUAGAAGAUCAGUUACUUGGCAGGGUUAUAUUAAUGGAAAAAUCCGACUUGGAGGAAGAACGAGUCGCUUUAUUUGAAUCUGUUAUGAAAAAUCAAAGAAGUAUGAAAGAAUUAGAAAGUAAUUUACUGUGCCGGCUAACGUCAUCAGAAGGUUCUUUAGUUGAUGAUGAGGCUUUGAUUCAUGUUCUUCAAAUUACCAAAACAACGGCUGAAGAAGUGAAUGAUAAACUUAAAGUGGCUGAAGUUACAGAAAGAAAAAUUAUUAAAGCGAGAGAAGAGUUUAGAGCCGUUGCAGCUAGAGGGUCAAUUCUAUACUUUUUGAUUGUGGAAAUGAGUAACGUCAAUAUUAUGUAUCAAAAUUCAUUAAAACAAUUUUUAACCAUAUUUGAUAACUCUAUAACUAAAUCGACAAAAAGCAAUGUGACUGAAGACCGCAUCAACAUAAUAUUAAAGUAUUUAACACAUGAAGUUUGGGCAUUUACGUUACGCAGUUUAUACGAAAGGCAUAAGGCGUUAUUCACUUUAAUGUUAGCUAUGAAAAUUGAUUGCCAUCGAGGUCUUAUAUCUCAUGAUGAGUUCAUGGCUUUUGUGAAAGGAGGUGCAUCGCUUGAUCUAAACGCCGUUACUCCAAAACCAUUUAAAUGGAUAUUAGAUAUAACGUGGUUGAAUCUAGUUGAAAUAAGUAAACUGAAAAUAUUUUCAGAUGUUCUAAACAAAAUUACAUCAAGUGAGAAGGAGUGGCGCGUUUGGUAUGAAAAAGCAAAGCCUGAAGAGGAAAGUAUACCAAGUGGUUAUCAAGAUAGUUUAGACGUUUUUCGAAAACUGCUUCUGAUUAGAUCGUGGAGCCCGGAUAGAACUCUGUCACAAGCAAGAAAAUAUAUUGUUGAUUCUCUUGGAGCUGAAUAUGGCGAGGGUAGAAUUCUGAAUUUAGAAGUUACAUGGGAAGAGUCCGAACCAAGAACACCUUUAAUUUGUAUACUCUCGAUUGGGUCCGACCCGUCCACUCAAAUUGCUUCCCUCUCAAAAUCAAAAGAAAUCGUUCUGAAGGCUGUUUCUAUGGGACAAGGCCAAGAAAUUGUUGCACGAAAAAUGAUUUCGGACUCUAUGAACGAAGGGGGUUGGGUAUUACUGCAAAACAUACAUUUAUCGCUUUCAUUUUGCGUGGAAGCAAUGGACGCUUUAAUUGAAACCGAGCACAUACAGGAUUCGUUCCGUCUAUGGCUCACGACAGAGGUUCACUCAGAUUUUCCAAUAGGAUUACUACAAAUGGCAAUUAAAUUUACGAACGAACCUCCCCAAGGAAUAAGAGCCAGUAUGAAGCGAACGUAUCAAAAUAUUACCCAGGACACUCUGGAUUACUCUUCUCUGUCGCAAUGGCCACCGCUUCUAUAUGCCGUUGCAUUUUUACAUACUAUAGUACAGGAGAGAAGGAAAUUUGGGCCACUGGGCUGGAAUAUUCCUUAUGAAUUUAACCAAGCAGAUUAUGCAGCAAGUGUCCAAUUUAUACAAAACCACUUGGAUGAAAUCGAUCCGAAAAAGGGUAUAUCCUGGCCAACAAUAUGUUACAUGCUUGGUGAAGUACAAUAUGGUGGAAGAGUAACUGAUGAUUUUGAUAAACGUCUUCUCACUACUUUUACCAAUGUAUGGUUUUGUGACGUACUUUUACGUCCCGGUUUUGAAUUCUAUAAAGGAUAUAAAGUUCCACAAACCAGGAACCUUCAAGGAUACAUUGAUUAUAUCAAUCAACUACCAUUAACAGACACUCCCGAGGUAUUUGGUUUACACGGUAAUGCUGACAUCACAUACCAAAUUAAUAGCGCAAAAGAUAUCUUAGAUACAAUAUUAAGUGUGCAGCCAAAGGAAGGAGGGAGUCAAGGGGGAGAAACAAGAGAAAGUAUAGUGUAUCGGUUGGCUGAAGAUAUGUUAGAGAAACUACCUAAGCAAUAUGUUACGUUUGAAGUAAGAGAAGCUCUCCAAAAGAUGGGUGCUUUCCUCCCGAUGAAUAUAUUUUUGAGGCAAGAAAUAGAUCGUAUACAAAAAGUUAUUAAAACUGUAUACACAACACUUUGCGACCUUAAAUUGGCGAUAGAUGGGACAAUUGUAAUGAGUCAAGGACUACGAGAAUCAUUGGAUGCUAUGUAUGAUGCACGCAUACCAACUCAGUGGUUAAAGGUAUCUUGGGAGUCAGCAACAUUAGGUUUUUGGUACACAGAGCUAUUAGAACGUGAACAACAAUAUCGAAUAUGGUUACGUAAUGGUCGGCCAAACACAUUUUGGAUGACAGGAUUCUUCAACCCUCAGGGUUUCCUGACUGCAAUGAGACAAGAAGUGACACGCAGUCAUAAGGGAUGGGCCUUGGAUUCAGUAGUGUUACAAAAUCUUAUAACGAAGUUAAAUCGAGAAGAUGUACAUGAAGGUCCCACAGAAGGAGUUUAUGUAUACGGCUUAUUUCUAGAAGGGGCUUCACUAGACAGGAAAACAGGGAAGUUGAUAGAAUCCAAACCUAAAGUACUAUAUGAGCAAAUGCCGGUUAUCUAUAUAUUUGCUAUAAAUACAACGGCUGGGAAAGAUCCUAGGCUUUAUGAAUGUCCUAUAUACAGAAAACCACAAAGAACAGACGCAAAAUACGUUGGUUCUAUAGAUUUUGAAACGGACAGUAACCCAAGGCAUUGGACACUAAGAGGAGUUGCACUGUUGUGUGACAUAAAAUAAAUGGUCGAUGUUAAGGUUAAAGAAAAA
Molecule: messenger RNA, 13971 nt
Organism: Pieris brassicae (large cabbage white)
Lineage: Eukaryota; Metazoa; Arthropoda; Insecta; Lepidoptera; Pieridae
Gene: Dhc1
Product: dynein axonemal heavy chain 5
Exons: 48
Coding region: 1-13944 (4647 amino acids)
Biological process (GO): microtubule-based movement
Cellular component (GO): dynein complex
Molecular function (GO): ATP binding; dynein light intermediate chain binding; ATP hydrolysis activity
Source: RefSeq, a predicted model, not a curated record